AUGUUUUCCAAGAUCUGGACAUUUGCUAUCCUCAUCGUUGCGCUCGCACUCCAGGCGCAAGCGCAUGCUGGCGUCUCCCCCGUUUUAGGCGUUGCUGGAGCUGCGAAACGCAGUGACGUUAAGCGUCCUAGUGCAGCAAACCCCUGUGGCGCCGGUGUUAACAUAGCAGGGACUAUUGACAAGUCGACGGCGGUUCAAGCGGCGGCUGAUGGCUCCUUCAAGGCAACCGCGGUAGACUUCAACGCUGGUGGUGAUGGCUCUCGUCAAUUUACAGCUCAAGUUGAUGCCACUGGAGUUGGCAAAACCUUUGUUGCCGCAAAAGUGACUACAAACGGAGACCCUGCACCCAAGACAGUAGGAUCGCAACCGCUUGUUGUCCAAUUGCCCGCAGGUACCAAAUGCACCGGGGGUGCGACAAAGAAUAAAUGCCUCGUGUCGUUCAAAAGCUCUGCUGGCUUUGGUAAUUGCGUAGUCGUUCAACAAGGUGGUGUCGCCGCCACUGCUGGCAAGAAAGUUGCUGCCGGAACACGCGCUGCCCGUGCCAUGCUCGCAGGUCUGGAGACGCGCUUCGAGGACACUGCCGCCACGCUCAAGCGUAGUAUUACAGAUUGGAUGUGGGUUUGAGAAAGUUCAUUGGGGGUUAUUUAAAGUUCUCCGCCCUCGCUCGUUCGUAGGUAGUGAAUACUUAAAGGGGUGAUGUUUU
This is a messenger RNA of Laccaria bicolor S238N-H82, 703 nucleotides long. RefSeq lists its product as uncharacterized. The transcript is spliced from 5 exons. NCBI's taxonomy places the organism in Eukaryota, Fungi, Basidiomycota, Agaricomycetes, Agaricales, Hydnangiaceae. The coding region runs from base 1 to 624 and encodes 207 amino acids. The record is from RefSeq and is a predicted model, not a curated record.